This is a messenger RNA of Penicillium angulare, 4440 nucleotides long. RefSeq names its product chromatin-remodeling ATPase CHD1. Lineage: Eukaryota; Fungi; Ascomycota; Eurotiomycetes; Eurotiales; Aspergillaceae. Gene Ontology annotation, biological process: regulation of transcription by RNA polymerase II; nucleosome organization. Gene Ontology annotation, cellular component: chromatin; nucleus. Gene Ontology annotation, molecular function: ATP-dependent chromatin remodeler activity; DNA binding; ATP binding. The coding region runs from base 1 to 4440 and encodes 1479 amino acids. The transcript is spliced from 2 exons. The record is from RefSeq and is a predicted model, not a curated record.
AUGUCCAACGGAUAUUCGCAUUCCCUCCCUGUUGAUAAGGUCGAGCCCAAUAUCGAUGCGAUUGCAGAGAACGAACAUACCCCAUCCGAUCCAGUCGAGUCCUAUCCUGUCUACGAGUCCUCCCCCGAGCCCGAUGCCGCGGAUGAUUCAUACGAUGCCGAAUCUCCGGCUUCGGAUGGAGAUGAUGAUGAUGUAGUGAUGGAAAAUAGCGAUGAUGACAUGGCCCAGUCAAGUCGUGAAAACUCUGCAUCCCCGCAUGCCGACCAAGGACUCAAGCGCAAAUCAUCACCGCCGGAUGAGCGAGAGUAUAUCAACCAAAAUGCGGACUUGUUUGGGUUGCGUCGGAGUGGUCGUGCCCGUACAACACGUCGUCUUGCAGAUUCAUCCGAUUCUGAAUCCGAUUCGGUCGCGCCGCGCUCUAAGCGCCGGCGCAAGGAGCCUUCUCAACAGCCCUCAAAGACCUCGCGAUCAGCAACUGCCUCGUCGUUAUCGGAGACAGACAGCGAUGAAUAUGGCGGCAAAGGUGCUCGUGCGAAUAAGGCAAGACGCCGCCGCCUCCAGCAAGCUACAGGCAACGAGUCUUCCUUCACCGAAGUUCGUUUCUCCACAAGAAACGCGUCUAAGAUAUCAAACUACAACGAGGACGAGGAUGAUGAAAUAUUCGAAGAGGACCCAGAUGAGCUCAAACCGAGCUACUGGGGUUCAGGCUACGAGGAAGAUAAUAGACCAGCCGUUGAUGUCGUCCUCAACCAUCGACUUAAAGAUGGCGUCGAUCCUAAUAAUCCUGAUACAGAUCGCCAAGAUUUCGAGUUUUACAUCAAGUGGCAGGAUCAGUCAUAUUACCAUUCUAGUUGGGUGCCGAAUGAAGACCUUGUGAACUACCGUAGCACUCGUCGAGUGGACAAUUAUGUUCGCAAGGUGCUGAAUGAAGAUCUUCGGCUUAAGCAUGACCCAGACGCCCCCCCAGAAGAUCGGGAAAAAUGGAACCUCGACCGUGAAAGAGAUGUCGAAGCAAUUGAGGAUUACAAACAGGUUGAACGAGUGAUCGGUGCCAGAGAGGACAAUGGCAUAACUGAAUAUCUCGUCAAAUGGAAACGGCUUUUCUACGACUCAUGUACGUGGGAGGCGGAAGAUCUGAUUAGUGUCAUCGCACAGCGCGAAAUUGAUCGAUUCAUUGAUCGUUCCGCCCGGCAUCCCGUUUCUGACAAAUUGGAAUCAAAUCCGGCCACGCGCAAUACGUUCGAGGCAAUUCAUACCACGCCAAGUUUUUUGCAAAAUGGCGAGCUAAAGGACUUCCAGAUCAAGGGUCUGAACUUCCUUGCUUUCAACUGGGUUAGAGAUCGAAAUGUGGUGCUAGCGGAUGAGAUGGGGCUAGGCAAGACAGUCCAAACCGUGUCUUUCAUAAACUGGAUGCGUCAUGUUCGCCGACAACAAGGACCUUUUAUUGUUAUUGUGCCCUUGUCAACCAUGCCAGCAUGGGCCGAUACCUUCGACAACUGGACACCUGAUCUGAACUAUGUUGUUUACAACGGUAGUGAAAAAGCUCGUGGUGUUCUCCGUGAUUAUGAGUUGAUGGUGGAUGGUAAUCCCAAGCGGCCAAAAUUCCACGUGUUAUUAACGACCUAUGAGUAUGCCAUGAAUGACUCGCCAUUCCUUGGACAAUUCAAAUGGCAGUUCAUGGCCGUUGACGAGGCACAUCGUUUGAAGAAUCGCGACUCUCAGCUCUAUAUGAAGCUGGUGGAGUGGAAGUGCCAGGCGCGCCUGCUUAUUACGGGCACUCCGAUCCAAAACAAUCUGGCAGAGUUGUCAUCCCUUAUGGACUUUUUAAAUCCCGGUGUGAUCCAAGUGGAUGUCGAUAUGGAUCUCAACUCUGACGCUGCAUCACAAAAGCUGGCUGAGUUGACUGAUGCCAUUCAGCCAUACAUGUUACGACGUACCAAGUCCAAGGUGGAAUCCGACCUCCCUCCAAAGACUGAGAAGAUCAUUCGUGUGGAACUCUCCGAUGUCCAGCUAGAGUACUACAAAAACAUUCUCACGAAAAACUAUGCUGCGCUAAAUGACGGUGCCAGAGGAAUGAAGCAGUCGCUUCUGAACAUCAUGAUGGAGCUGAAGAAAGCAAGUAACCACCCUUUCAUGUUUCCUAAUGCGGAGGCUAGGAUUUUGGAAGGCAGUACUAGACGUGAAGAUAUCUUGCGUGCUAUGAUUACUAGCAGUGGAAAGAUGAUGUUGUUGGAUCAACUUCUUGGAAAACUGAAGAGAGAUGGCCACCGCGUAUUGAUCUUCUGUCAGAUGGUUGGCAUGCUCAACAUCCUGAGUGAGUAUAUGGAGUACCGUAAUUACAAAUAUCAAAGGUUGGAUGGAACUAUCCCCUCGGCGGCCCGUCGCUUGGCAAUUGAACAUUACAAUGCCCCCGAAAGUACGGAUUUUGCAUUCCUUCUGUCUACACGUGCCGGUGGUCUUGGGAUCAAUUUGAUGACAGCGGACACUGUCGUUCUCUUUGAUUCGGAUUGGAACCCGCAAGCCGAUUUACAAGCCAUGGCACGGGCUCACCGUAUUGGCCAGACCAGGCCCGUCAGUGUCUAUCGUCUCGUUUCAAAAGACACGAUUGAAGAAGAAGUUAUCGAAAGAGCACGAAACAAGCUUCUGCUAGAAUUUAUCACCAUACAACGGGGUGUCACUGACAAGGAAGCCUCUGAGAUGCAAAAUAAGAUGUCUCGAGUAAUUGGGGAACCAAACUCGACGGAAGACAUCUCUCGGAUUCUGAAGCGACGUGGACAGCGAAUGUUCGAACAAACCGAUAACCAAAAGAAGCUGGAAUCGUUGGACAUUGACUCCGUGCUUGCCAACGCCGAGCUUCAUCAGACCGAAGAAACGGAGCAGAUUCAAGCUGACGGUGGCGAGGAAUUUUUGAAGGCCUUUGACUUUGUCGACAUCAAGGUCGAUGAUCUCAGCUGGGAUGACAUCAUUCCCAAAGAACAACUAAAUGAGAUCAAGGCCGAUGAGAAACGCAAGGCAGAUGAGAAAUAUCUUGCAGAUGUGAUCCAGGAAAACCAACCGAGAAAACGUCAAGCUGCCACCCAGUCACGGGAUUCACGAGAAGAACGCAAAGCCAAACGCCAAGCUCGGGCUCAAGUCGCCAUUGAUGAGGGCGAUGACGAGGAUAAUAGCUCAUUAGAUCCCAUGCGUCCUCUGGGAGAGAAAGAGUACCGAGCUCUGUCCCGUGCAUUCCUCCGUUACGGCGAUCUGGAUGAUUGCGAAGAGCUUAUUCUUGAAGAUGCUCGAUUACAGAGUCGUGACCGGGAGACUGUACGCGCUGCUCUUCGCGAAAUGACUGACAAGGCAAACUCCCUUGUCCAGGAUAACUUAACGCAAAUGGAGGCCAUGAAGCAAUCUGGCAAGAAUCUCACCAAGAAAGAGCAAAAAGCAGUUUUGUUUGAUCAUCACGGCGUCAAGCGGUUGAAUGCUUGGACUAUUGUGGACCGGCCUCCUGAUAUGCGGCUGGUUCGAAAGAUGACGACCUUACCCGCCGACUUCAGAACAUUUCGUCUUCCAGAAGCCACUAAAUUGGCUGACUACAGUUGCCCUUGGGGUGCUCAAGAGGACGGUAUGCUCUUGGUAGGCAUUGCCCGGCAUGGAUUCGGUGCCUGGGCCCAAAUUCGUGAUGACACAGAGUUGGGUCUCAGUGAAAAGUUCUUCUUAGAAGAGCAUCGGGUGGAAAGAAAAACCCAGCGUUUGCAGGGCGAGGAAAGGUCCACGAAGUCACCCGGCGCCGUUCAUCUUGUCCGCCGAGCGGAGUACCUACUUUCCGUUUUGCGAAACAAAUAUAGUAGUGGCAAUAAUGCUAGCGCCCGACGUGCAGUUGACAACCACCACCGGAACAACAAGCGCAAUUCGCGCCUUGGCAGCGGUAGUGUCUCUGCGUCCCCUGCUCCAUCGACCCGCAAAGGCCAGCGAGAAGUGGAUCGUGCCCGGCAGCGCUCCCAUGGCGGCCGAGAUGGUGUUGACCGGAACCAUACACCAAGUCACGACCGUCCCAAGUCAGGACAUGACGCCAAUCGUCACCGACGUCGGAUUUCUGAUGCUGGUAAUGAUGAGCUACGUCGACGCAAAUCCCAAGAAAACGGCGGCUCUAGCAAAGAGAAAGACGACAUGGCUUUCAGGGUGCUGAAACCUAUUGUGGGCAUCUUGGACAACGUAUCAAAAAUCACGGCUAAGAACUAUCCGGACAAGGGCAAACGAGCACAUGAGCUUAGAACAACCAUUAUGAAAAUUGGUGAUUUUAUUCGUGAAACCCUAGGAGACGACACGUCAGUGGCCUCCCUCGAAAAGCGUCUGUGGGACUAUGUUUCCGUCAACUACUGGCCCAAUAGUGAAGUCACCGGUGCAAAGCUUCAGGCAAUGUUCAAGAAGGUUCAAGAAGCUAAGGCCUCUAGGGCCUAA